UUCAGUUUGACUUAUCGAUCGCAGACAAGUCGCACACACUUCUUGCAUGGGAUUCCCUCUCAGGCAGCUGCAAUCGAUAACGGAUGUGAGCUGCAAGUUGUAGUGUAGUGGAGCCCGUGUGUGAGAAUUUCCUGCACUUACCCCGAUAUGGCUGAAGACCGGGAGGUGUUCCUGAGAGCCCGGGACAGGACAUUCACUGCUUUUAAAAAAGAUGAAGAAUCGCAUUGGAAAGGCCCCUUCUACUUCAUACAUGGUGCAGACCCGCAGUUCGGCCUCAUGAAAUCGUGGGAAAUUGGUGACCCUGAUUAUGGCGGCAAUGAAUGGCAGAGAGAGAUCUCCUUAACGGAAGAUGCUGUUCAGGCUAUUAACAAGUUAAACCCCAAGCCCAAGUUCUUUGUGAUUUGUGGUGACCUCGUUCAUGCAAUGCCAGGAAUUGAAUGGAAAGAGGCUCAAGAAAGAGAUUUGAAGGACGUUCUUCAGAAGACCAGCCGAGACAUUCCACUAGUGUUUGUUAGUGGAAACCAUGACAUAGGUAAUGCGCCAACUGCCGAAACCAUACAAAGCUACUGCAACAAUUGGGGCGAUGACUUCUUCUCGUUCUGGGUUGGUGGCGUUUUCUUCUUGGUACUCAAUUCUCAAUUGUUUUUUGAUUCUUCCAAAUGCCCUGAAUUAAAAGACGCACAUAACAGAUGGCUUGCAGCGCAGCUAGCGUUGGCACAAGAGAGAAAGUGUAAGCAUGCUAUCAUAUUUCAGCACAUUCCUCUCUUCCUUCAAACUCCGGAUGAAGAUAACGACUAUUUUAACAUAGAGAAGUCACUACGGCAGGAGUUAUUGGAAAUGUUUCAUAAAGCAGGAAUAAAAGCCGUGUUCUCUGGACACUAUCACAGGAACGCAGGAGGCACGUACAAAGAUCUAGAUAUGGUGGUUACAUCCGCUAUCGGUUGCCAACUUGGAAAAGACACACACGGCCUGCGAGUGGUGGCGAUCACCGAAGACAAAAUUGUGCACAGAUAUUACAGCUUAAAUGACCUAAAUAAUCAGGGUCUUGAACAAGAUCUAAUGGAGUUAAUUAAACCAAAAUCAGAUCAUUUAAAUUGGUCUACAGAUUACGCAGUCAACCAGCCCUACAUUUACAUGUUAACCCCUUAGUUUCCAGAGGGAGUUACAGCUCUCAGGCAGCCAAGGGGUUAACAAAAGGGACAUUAAACCCAAAACAAGUCUUUUAUGAUUCAGAUUGAGCACACAAUUUUAAGCAACAUUCCAAUUUACUUCUAUAAUCUAAUUUGCUUCAUUCUUUAGAUAUCCUUUGCUAAAGAAAUAGCAAUGCACAUGGGUGAGCCAAUCACAUAAGGGAAAUAUGUGCAGCCACCAAUCAGAAGCUACUGAGCCUAUCUAGAUAUGCUUUUCAGGAAAGAAUAUCAAGAGAAUGAAGCAAAUUAGAUGAUGGAAGUAAAUUAGAAAGUUGUUUAAAAUGGUAUUCUCUAUCUGAAUCAUGAAAGAAAAAAAAUUGGGUUUAAAAUCCCUUUAAGUAUUUCAGAAACUAGAUACGUAUCACAGGCUUAAAGAGAUCAUGUUAGUGCAAAAAAUAAAAUAUUUGUUAGAGCAUUCUAGCCAAUAGCUCACCAAUAGCAUUUGUGCAAUAAUAAAAUCCUCUUUUGAAUUAGAAUAUGGUAUUCAUGCUCUAACGUGUCCCUUUAACUCUUCUGCAAGCUUCUAUUAAAGGUAUAUGCACUAAAUGCAGGUAGGGGUUAUAACUGUAUUUUUGUACACGGACAAAUAAUUAAUCUCUGCAAACAACUUAGUUUAUUGUAGAGCAACAUGCUUUCUGUGUACCUAUAAUAAUACUGUAGUCUAAUCUUUAAAAGAUGAUCUCAAAUCCACUCUAAUUAUAAUUGUGAAAAUUAUAUAUUAAAUUAAUUUGUUGAUUUACAA
Molecule: messenger RNA, 1932 nt
Organism: Bombina bombina (fire-bellied toad)
Lineage: Eukaryota; Metazoa; Chordata; Amphibia; Anura; Bombinatoridae
Gene: CPPED1
Product: calcineurin like phosphoesterase domain containing 1
Exons: 4
Coding region: 148-1149 (333 amino acids)
Molecular function (GO): hydrolase activity
Source: RefSeq, a predicted model, not a curated record